CACCUAAAGUUUGCCAUUCGGUAUGGGUAAAGGCCUGAAGGCCUUUAUUAAUGCAAAAGGUCUAUUAACUCUAUUUCCAAAUGUUCUAACUCCAAAAAAAGUGACUUCUGAGAACGUCUUAGCGCAAUGCAUGACGGGUCACACAAAACACAAGAUGGCUUCCCACAGACAAGCAAAUUCGUCGAUAGACCAAAAGAAACAAGAAUUGCUUCGUCGCGUUGAGGCUAAGAAGGCUGGGAAUUUCUCUAAUUUAUCUAAAAAUGCUUCUUCGAACACUACAGUUGUGAAAAACACGAACAAUUCACCUAAUCCUAACGUUAAUACUACUUUAUUUAACAACGAUGGAAAUUUUCUUGCUCGCUUUCAAGCAAUGCAACAACAGUCGAGUAGUGCUUCGGAACCGAGCAGUUGCGUUCAAACUGGAUCAGGUGAAGAUAAUUCAAAAAAAAGGAAAAUGACUGUAUCUAUGAAAGUUGUUAAAGCACCCGUAAUAUCAGCAAAAACGACGAUGAAAUCAAAAGCCAAGCUAUCGCGUUUUGACGUGUUUGAAACUCCCGAGGAAGAAACUGUCUUUCCACCAGAAAAUGCUGCUGAAAUAGACAAAUUGGUUUCAAUUGUUGUCAAGAAUCCUGCAGUUGAAGAAAAUCUUAAGAAACUUCCAAAAUACAAAUUUCUAUCAGAGCCUGACAGUAAAGAACACAAAUACUAUCAAACAAAACUAAAAGAAAAGCAAGUAGAACAGUCUGAGUCUUCCUCAUCAGAGACCUCUUCCACAGCAACAUCCUCCACACAACAAGAAUCUGCCCCAUUGAAUUUUGAUUUUGCUGCAACAUUAGCCCAAGUAAGAGCAAAGGCAGCAGCGUCACUUGGAGGGACAUCAUCAUCAGUACCCAAAUUGACAAGCCAAGAAAUAAGAGAGAAAGAAAAACAGAUCCAAGAACAAAAAGAGCUUCAGGCAAUGUAUGAGAAAAUACUUGCAGCAAAGAAAAGUAUGGAGGCAAAGGAGGCAAGGAAAAGGAAAUCAAAAAAUUCUGGUAAGCCACAAUAUGAGUAUGAUUCUGAUGAAGAUGUUGAAGGAGGAACAUGGGAACAUAAGAAAAGGAAGAGUGAAAUGGAAAAGACAAUUGAAUGGGCUUCAGAUUUGACAAAGAAAGGUACUGGGAAACAUUUUAUUGGAGAUUUUUUACCCAAAGAAGAACUAGAUAAGUUUCUUGGUAAAGUCAAAGCUGUGAAAGAAGGCGGUGAAUUUGUAUAUGAAGAUUACGCAGAGCAUAAACUCACUGAAGAAAAUAUUGGUUACAAGAUGUUACAGAAAGCUGGUUGGGAAGAAGGAAAAGGAUUAGGAAGCGAAGGAGAAGGGAUAAAAGCACCUAUUAACAAGGGCAAGACAUCUUUUGAUGCAUCUGGUCUUGGGGCAGAGAAACCCGAUGAUAUAGGAAAUGACGACAGCGAAUUUGAUGUGUAUCGAAAACGAAUGAUGCUGGCAUAUAAGUUCAGACCCAACCCAUUGAACAAUCCUCGACGACCUUACUAUUGACUUGUCUGUAAAGCUGGGUAGAAAAGAAUGUAAGGGCUACGAGAUGGGCAAUUGUGUUUUGUGUAUGCAUGCAUAUAUUUGCUGUGAUAUAAUACCAUUUAUAUUCUCUAUUAAAUGAUAGAAAACCUUGUCGUGAAAUUAACCAAUUUUGCUGCAAUUGCAUGUGCAAAGUGUACAUAUGCAAUCUGGUUUGGGAUGCCCUUCGAUUUCUUAGUAAUAACCCACAUUACUGGAUGCCUACUGUAAAUAUCUCAGCCACAACAAAUUGCGAGUUACAACGUGAUGUUGUGACAGUUUGUGUUGUGUAGGCUCUCGCCUCUCUGUGCCUUUUAAGGGUGUUAAUCUGUCAUGGAUGUUUUAAGUAUACACAAACAAGAUAGAAAAAUCAAACAUGCUGUGUCUUUUCAUAUGAAAAAAUUGAUUGGUGCACAGAAAGAUAUUUUCUCCUUCAAUUCAUAUUAAUUAUAAGUAUUUUAUAAAUAUACAAGAGGGUGAUGCUUUAUUUAGUGUCCAGUAAGAAACAAAAAUUAUAGCAUU
This is a messenger RNA of Dendronephthya gigantea, 2074 nucleotides long. RefSeq names its product SURP and G-patch domain-containing protein 1-like. The coding region runs from base 23 to 1537 and encodes 504 amino acids. Gene Ontology annotation, cellular component: nucleoplasm. NCBI's taxonomy places the organism in Eukaryota, Metazoa, Cnidaria, Anthozoa, Malacalcyonacea, Nephtheidae. Gene Ontology annotation, molecular function: RNA binding. The transcript has 7 exons. The record is from RefSeq and is a predicted model, not a curated record. Gene Ontology annotation, biological process: RNA processing.